GUUGGGUAUAUUACAUUGGGUAAAAUUACUUGGCAAAGUAAGUGAUGGAACUUUUUUUUUAUAGCGGAAGUAUCAUAGAGUUAAGAAGUGUCUUAAACUUUUUAAAGAAACUUGAAAAAUACCAGAUAUUUUAUCUAAAACAUGCCAGAAAAUGUUAAGCGUUAUUGUUUUUAUUAUUAUUAUUAGUAGUAGUAGUAGUAGUAGUAGUAGUAGUAGGCAUAUUGCAAUUUACUUUGGAGUAGAAUCAUGACCAACAUUUCAUUUAGUGUUAAAAGUUUAAAUAUGUUUGCAGGGCAAGAUUCUUUUUUUAAGAUGUUGGAAACAGUUCUCUGACAAACAAAGAUCGUAUAAAUGAGUUUGGAAGUUUUGAAUUAACCGGUUGACCUUUGAACAACAGAGAUGGAAGCUGAACUUAAACAUUAUGAACCAGACCGGAGGACAUUUGGAUCAAAGUCUGAGGGAUUGCUUUGAUCACAUUGUUAUAUACUUUUUUCCUAUCAUUUAAUUUAAACUUACUAGAAAAAGUUUCAAAUGAGAUAACAUUGUCAUUUAUAAUGUGUAAUCUAUGGAGUCCUAAACUGUUCAUAAUUAAGGAAUGAAAAAAAAAUGACCUUGUGCAAAUACAUAAUCAACCAAUAAAUCUCUCAUAGUAAUCAAGAUUAUUUUAAAAGUAAAAGUCUUUUUUGGGGGGGAAAAAUCCUGUUUGUGUUAAUAAUGUGUGGAUUAUGCAGUCCAGUAGAGCAAAAUUGUGUGUGUUUGCGUUGUGUGGCAACACACUUAAUGAAGUUAGUGUAAUACGAACGGAAGUUGGGACUGGACGCUGGACUGCAGAUGCGCCUCACAGUCAUUUCUCCUCCAGCCCACAGCCACACUCACUCACUUGACCGACACUUCUCUGAACACGCAGCGCGUGAACCUUAGCCGGCCAGCACGCGGACGCGGAGGGGAGGACGAGUUCUGUGCUGGUUCUGCAGAGCCACACCGGACCCCGCCUAUAACCAUCCUUCCAAAAUAAAAGCUCGCAGCUGCUUUGUCAGGGCGUGGAUGAUGGGUCGGAUCGGGAAAUUUCUGCUUCUCUUGAUGCUGAGUGUUUGCUCGAGCGCGGCCGAGCUGGCUGGCGAUGACGCCUCCUGCGACGGGGCGUUUGAUGUUUACUUUGUCUUGGACAGAUCAUCUAGUGUAAGAGAACACUGGAAGGACAUCUAUGAGUUUGUGAAGCAGCUCACCAACAGAUUUGUCAGUCCUCAGAUGAGGGUCUCCUACAUCGUCUUCUCAGCUCAGGCAGCUGUAAUUCUUCCUCUAACUGGAGAGAGGUCCACAAUAGAUGCAGGUCUGAGCCAGCUGAGCCAAAUCCAUCCCGCUGGUGAAACGUUCAUGCAUGAAGGCCUAAAAGCAGUGUCAGAGCAAAUGAAAAAUCAAGCUUCAGCAUCAACGAGUAUCGUUAUAGUUCUGACUGAUGGCGAGCUGGCUGUCUUCCUCCAUUCAAUGAGUGUGGUUGAGGCGGACAAAAUCCGACAGUUUGGAGCCAGAGUUUUCUGUGUUGGGGUCAAGGACUUUAAUCACAAUCAGCUUACUGAAAUUGCAGAUGGUGCAGAGCAGGUUUUUCCAGUCUUGUCUGGCUUUCAUGCUCUCAAAGACGUUGUCAACAAGGUCCUGGAGCAGUCAUGCAGCAACAGUUUCGUCAUCGAGCCGUCCAGCGUGUGUGUGAAUGAAUCCUUUGAGGUGGUGUUAAGGGGCACCGGCUUCAGCGGAGCCAAGAGGAUCGACAACGUUCUUUGUUCACUUUCCAUCGACAACGUGACUCACUAUGAGAAGCCCACAGUGGUUGGAGAUGGUCAUCUGCUGUGUGCAGCUCCUACUCUAUAUGAGAUUGGACAAUCCCUUCAAGUGCUGGUUAUCCUAAACAACAAAAAAGUCAUCAUCUCUGGUCCUGUACACAUUCAUGCUGUUAGUUGCUCAGAUGCGACCUGGGUCCUGUGGAUGGUGUUGGCGCUGCUGCUGGUGAUUGCGCUGGCUUUAAUGUGGUGGUUCUGGCCCCUCUGCUGCACUGUGGCCAUCCGGGAUCCACCCCCCUCCCGCCCCCCUCUUCCGGCCGAGCCAGAGGAGGACCUUCUACCCAAACACAAGUGGCCUGCUGUGGAUGCAUCAUACUAUGGAGGCAGAGGGGCUGGAGGAAUCAAACCCAUGAAGGUGAACUGGGGGCAGAGAGGCUCCACCAAAGAGGGUUCUCGACUGGAGAAAGCCAAAAACGCUUCAAUCACCAUGCCGGAGGAGCCAGAGAUUUCUCAGCUCCCUCCCAAAGAAACUCCGGCCCACGCUCCCCCACCCCAGCCAAAAUGGUACACUCCAAUCAAGGGGCGUGUUGAUGCCCUGCUGGCUUUACUGAGGAGGCAGUACAACAGGGUGUCCAUCAUGAGGCCUUCACCUCGGGAAAAGGGCCGCUGUGUGAACUUCACCCGAGUUCGGACUCGCUAAGCUGCAAGAUGAAUCCACUUUUCCACUUAUGGCUUUAGAUCAGGGGUGUCAGAAUCCAGGCCCUCGAGGCCCGGUGUGUCUUCUAACCAACCUGCCAUGAAAGCUCCUUGUUGGCUAAACACACCUGAUCCAGGUAAUCAGCAGCAGAUAUGGUCAGAAUUCUGGAAGGAGGCCUGAAGUUUGACACCUCUGAUCAACCUGCGCUUUCUGAGUACAUGAGAAAUUCAUGUUUUCUAAAUAAACAGCUCCACUGAU
Molecule: messenger RNA, 2730 nt
Organism: Oryzias latipes (Japanese medaka)
Lineage: Eukaryota; Metazoa; Chordata; Actinopteri; Beloniformes; Adrianichthyidae
Product: anthrax toxin receptor 2
Cellular component (GO): cell surface; plasma membrane
Molecular function (GO): transmembrane signaling receptor activity
Source: RefSeq, a predicted model, not a curated record